This is a messenger RNA of Salmo salar (Atlantic salmon), 1871 nucleotides long. RefSeq names its product adhesion G protein-coupled receptor E5. Gene Ontology annotation, cellular component: plasma membrane. Gene Ontology annotation, biological process: adenylate cyclase-activating G protein-coupled receptor signaling pathway. Gene Ontology annotation, molecular function: calcium ion binding; G protein-coupled receptor activity. The record is from RefSeq and is a predicted model, not a curated record. NCBI's taxonomy places the organism in Eukaryota, Metazoa, Chordata, Actinopteri, Salmoniformes, Salmonidae.
GGUCUUCUCAUGCUACCCAGUCAGUUCCUCUUUGUUUUCGACUUGCAAGAAAAUGCCGAUGCAAGUUAUGGGGAAAUAAUUUUACUUCCCUGCGCUAACCACAUCCGUGAGGUCUCCAAAUUAUUCUUUAGAACAAAAACCAAGCUGACAUGUGACAUUAACUCACCAGCUGUCAGAGAUCAUGGGAGCCAUUCUAUUUCUACUGAUUGUAGUGGUACUCAUGGACCAAGGAGCAAGAGUUACAAGAUGUGCGAACGGCUUUACUCAACCUUAUUCCAAUCAAGAGUUUCUGAAUUGUAUUGACAUAAAUGAGUGUGUUGAGAACCAACAUAUUUGUGGGGAACGGGAAAUCUGUGUCAAUCAGGUGGGCAGCUACCUGUGCAAGUGUCACACAGGAUUCAGUAACUACGGCAACAGACUAGCUCAGUGUGCAGAGCUUAAUUGUGACCCGUACGAAACACAGCCUGGACAGACUCUACCAGGCUUUGACAGUUUCUUGUCUCUGUUGAGAAACAACUGUUUGGUGUUGAACAACUCUACGUUGUCUGGACCUACAAGACCGCUGUCAACUGGAGAUAUGCUUUUGACAUUACUGGUUAAUACCACUGAUGUUCUUCAACUGGACCUCCAGUCCAAUGGUCACCGUAGUAGCAGUGAAGUGACUAAGUUACUGAGAACGAUUGAAAUCUCGAUCAGACUGAUCGCUCCACAGCUGACAGAGAACGUGACCAGGAUAGAGACCAACCAUACAACGGUUAAGAUUCUGGUGAGGAGAGACAAGAAUCUACCUAAAGGACCAGUCAGCCUGACCAAUGAGAACACUCAACUUGACACCACCUGGGAGACGGUGAUUGGAGAUGACCAGAAUUACCAAGGGUUUGCAUUUGUCGUUCUGCUCAGCUAUAAGAAUCUGGAUAGUCUGAAGGACAACACUUCUCAUCAGAGCCAGCAGCUCAUGUCCAGUGCUGCGACGGUGUCCGUUAGCAACUCCAACACAACAAACCUGCCCCAACUGAUUAAUCUCACCUUCAAUCACCUGCAGUCCAGUGAUGUUGACCCCACCUGUGUUUAUUGGUCGGAUGAGAAUGGACCGGGGGUGUGGUCUGGGCGGGGUUGCACCUCAGUGAUGUCAAACUCCACCCACACUGUGUGCUCCUGCAACCAUCUCAGCACAUUCGCUCUGCUGAAGGGAAUCCAUCAGGAAAAGCUGUCGUUGGUGAUGUUGGUGGGUGUUUUUGUGGCACUGACCUGUGUGAGCCUGUCCCUGAUCACAACCCUGUGGUGUCGCUUUGUCAGCCGCAAACGCCGUGGAGGAAACCGGCAGCAACAGGAUGUACAACUCAAUAGAAAAUAAGACAUGGAUUUGAACUAUUUGUUUUAUAAGAAAAGCUUUACUUGGAAUGAAUUUGUAACAUUGUCUCUUAGCUUGCAAUGACAUCCAAAUGCCAGAAUUGUUUUAUUUAAUUAGGUAUUAUAAAUGUAUCAAACAAACAAAAACAUAAGUACACAACUUUGUUAAUAGAUAUACAAUAUCUCAUGUAUAGAACUCUUAUCAGUUCUAGUCUGUAACAUAUGAGCUCUUAUCUAUAUGUCAAAAUACAUAAGUCAUUUUAGGCUCAUGAGUUUGGCCUAUAAGUGGUAGCAUGAAUUUUCCUAGAAUAGUGGUAUAUCCACCCAAUGCUGCAUUUGUCAAGUAUCAAGCCACUUUGUUGUUGUAACUAUUUUCUGAGAGCUAACCAAGUGAAUAAUAUUUGGCCCUGUCAUUCAAUCAUCUGCAAUAUUUUGCUCCAAUCUGAUUCAAAUAUCUAAAUACAUUCGGUCCCUUUCUUCAGCAAUAAAGCUACACCAUACUGAAAGUACAAUGUAUUUUA